GAGGCGAAAACCAAACCAUACAAAAACAUAUAAAACUUGUGGCGGUGUCUCCGUUAGUUUUUAUUAAUACUACUAUUCCUUAUUCCUGAUUCCUGAUUCCUGAUUCCUGAUUCCUCCUCUUCUCCAAGUAAAACAACUAACUAUGAUUCAAAUGAACAAGAUAUACAUUCACACGCACACUAAGCUAUAUAUACAUUCAGAUUGGUGUCGGUGUCUAACUUUCAUCAUUUUACUUGCCUACUAAUCCAUCUUCAAGAAUUUCAAGAUCAUCACAAAAUUUCUAUUUCUUGUGUUCUUUGUAUAUGAUCAUCAUCUUUCUUUGAUCUAGUUUUUGCAAGCUUGGACUUUGUAAAAAUGUGGUGUUUCUUUUUCUGGUAAGCAUAGGAUUGAUUUUCUUUUCUCCAUAUUGGUUUGGAAAAAAUAUUCUCAUUCCUCGUAUUCUUACCUUUUUCUUUUUCUUUCAACGUCAAGAAAUUCGAAUUCAAUUCUACCUAGAAUUUGCUUUACAUUUCCUUGUUCCAUUGCAAUUCAUACCUGGGUUGUCCUUUCUUGAUCCAUAAAUUUGUAAACUUCAAACACUUUUGUGAUCAAUUCACCAUAUAGUUUAAGCAAGUUUUCAUUGAUUUUCUCUCUUGAAUUGUUUGUUAUGGAGGCUUCUAGUACUGCUAAUCAAUGUCGGUUGUUCUCUCCUCCUAUGAAAACUGCUGACGAGCAUGUAAAUAGUAAUAGAGAGUUAGUUUCUAACAAGAUUACAACACAUGAGUUUGAUAACCAGUUUCAGGAUUCGGGUACCGAAGAUUCGGUCUCAGGAACCGAUGAUGAUGAUGAUGAUGAUGGUAAUGAUCAAGAAGACACAUCAAUUUCCGACUGUGAAAGUGGGAUUUCAGGACCCAACACUGAUCAAUCUCAAUUGUCUGUUAAUGGGUUGAUCAAAUUGGAUGAAGAAGAUAGGCUGCACGAGAUUAUCAAGCGACGAUUCAUAUCGGGUUUGGUUUCUCUUGGAUUGGAUACUUCUGUAGUUUCCAUUCACAGAAAUUCUUGUUCUAGCUUCACAGGACAAGCCCGGCUUCAAUCGUUUCAUAUUUUCGCACGAGCAAUUUCAAAGAAGUGUGGUGGUAAUGCAAAUUUGAAGUAUGCUUGGUAUGGUGCUUCUAGGGAUGAGAUUGAGAAGAUUGUUUCUCAUGGUUUUGGUCAUUGUGGGGAUGCUGAGAACAAGGGAUGGUUUGGCCGUGGCAUCUAUCUAUCUCCUGAUGAUUCCCCUAUUGAUAGUGUGAAAUCUUCAAUUGUUGAUAAUGCUGGGUUAAAGCAUGUGUUGCUUUGCCGGGUUAUCCUGGGGAAUAUGGAGGUUGUUCAGCCUGGGUCUGAACAGUGUUAUCCGAGUUCAGAAGAGUUUGAUUCUGGUGUUGACAAUCUUGUAACUCCUAAGAAGUAUAUAGUUUGGAGUACCCACAUGAAUACCCAUAUCUUGCCAGAGUACAUUAUAAGUUUCAGAGCUCCUCCUUGCUCAAAAGGCGAGCGAAGAAUUCAAGCUCCACUGAGGAAACCCAAUUCACCUUGGAUGCCAUUUUGUACUCUAAUCUCAGUGCUUUCAAAGUUCUUACCUCCUCAAACCGUUAGUCUGAUUUCCAAGUACCACACUGAUCAUAGAGAAAAUAAGAUCUCGCGGCAUGAAUUGAUACGGCUAGUGAGAGAGAUGGUAGGAGACAAGUUGUUGACUGCAGUCAUAAAAUCUUAUAGGGACAAGCAACUUAAAGCAUCAACAGACUUUUCGACAACCAACAGCUCAAGCAAGUCUCACCGAAGAAACUCAGAAUUCAAGCAGAGUUGAUGAGUUGAUCUUUUGCUGAAAGUAUUCUGCUGCAAGUUGCUAUGUCGAAUAUGAGCACAAAAGCAGUUUUCAUCGACAAAUCGGCAUAUCCAUACAUAUCACAAAAAUUUCAGUGAUGAAGUGGCAGUAAUAUGAAAUUGGCAUAUUCUCUUAAGCUAAUUUGAAAGAAGACAAUGGUGAGCAAUAUGAACCAGCAGAUGGCAAAGUGGGCUUGCUUAUGUUUCUGGUAGUAGCUUAUGCUUGUAUAGACUUGGGGAGUAGCACUUCUUUUUUUUCAUUUUUCUUUUUUUGUUGCAAUAUUAUCAGCAAUUUUGUGAUCAAUUAAUAAAAUCCUUUUUCCAUUGAUCG
Camellia sinensis is the source of this 2176-nucleotide messenger RNA. Its product is annotated as putative inactive poly [ADP-ribose] polymerase SRO5. Gene Ontology annotation, molecular function: NAD+ poly-ADP-ribosyltransferase activity. NCBI's taxonomy places the organism in Eukaryota, Viridiplantae, Streptophyta, Magnoliopsida, Ericales, Theaceae. The record is from RefSeq and is a predicted model, not a curated record.